UAUCAAAAAAACAAGAACCCGAGUUUUUCUUCUUUCGCAUCAAAAUAUAAGGAGCUAAUACCCGGAUGGUCAAUGCAAAUAGAUGCUACUUCUGUUACUGAUCUACAUGGAGCUUGGUUUGAAAGAUUUGCCGCUGCAUACAAGGAGGCUAAGAAAACCAAAAAAGAAAAAAAAAAAAAAAAAAAAAAAAAGAAGAAGCCACCAAAAGGGAGGCGAUAUAGCACUGUUAUCUGGAACGAAAUUUACUCAAGUUUUAUCCACAUAAAAAAGACAUAUAAUAAAGAAGCCCCCUCUCCUGCUGCCAAAGUUCCCAAUUCAGUUGAUACAAACAACACUCGCAGUUUAUCUGCAAAUAAAUCAACGCCAUUGUCUUUGACAUUGCGCAUCCCAGGUCAGGAUCGAUUCUACGUUGAACAAAUAGACAUCUCAGAAAGGUUCUAUAACAUGCAGAAAUAUGUCUAUAAUUUCGUGAAACAUAAUCACUUGACUAUGGAAUCUGAUGUUCAUUUGAUCCUUUCGUUAUCAUUAAUACUCUUGUUACAAAACAACAACCGACUACACAAAGAUAUGGUUUGGUUCUUUGGUGACAAGGUAUAUCACUGAGCUCGCAAAAGUAGUCUUGAUUCCCUGAAUAUGACGCAUAAAUUCUCUGGAGAAGCUUUGCUGAAAGCCAUCGAAGUAUCUCAAAACGUAUACAAUCGAAGCAUUGAGCGGAUCAAUGCAGCUGCUUCACUACUUAGCUUAGCAAGCACCUUGGAUGAUCGUAUGGAUAAGAAGCUUAUUAUGUCAGCAGCUCAGCUUAUACAAUUCCUUCCGUUGGAUCACACUAGAGACAAAUAUAUUAGCUUUGUGUCCAAUGCUCUAUCACCCUCACAACGCAGAUGGAGUGCUACUCGUCGUGAGUUAUAUGGUGCUCUGAUGGCUUUUCGUCGCUUCCAUCAAUAUAUUUGGGGACGCCGAUUUACAUUGCACACGGAUCACAAAGCAUUGGUCUAUAUGCAUACUCAACAAGAUUGCAACAAUAUGAUGUUGAAUUGAUACGAAGAAACUCUGACUUCUGACUUCUGACUUUGACGCUGUG
Messenger RNA from Gilbertella persicaria, 1081 nucleotides. RefSeq lists its product as uncharacterized. Bases 73 to 603 code for a protein of 176 amino acids. The record is from RefSeq and is a predicted model, not a curated record. The transcript has a single exon. NCBI's taxonomy places the organism in Eukaryota, Fungi, Mucoromycota, Mucoromycetes, Mucorales, Choanephoraceae.